Messenger RNA from Vicia villosa (hairy vetch), 876 nucleotides. RefSeq lists its product as uncharacterized. NCBI's taxonomy places the organism in Eukaryota, Viridiplantae, Streptophyta, Magnoliopsida, Fabales, Fabaceae. The transcript has a single exon. The record is from RefSeq and is a predicted model, not a curated record. The coding region runs from base 166 to 549 and encodes 127 amino acids.
GGAAUGAAAGAUUACAUAUAAUGAAAUUAGCACCGACGGAAAAAGCAUAGUAGUCAGCGCCCCUGUAAACAGCCAGAGAGACUCUCACUGUCAAACUAAACCAUUUCACAAAUUCAUCAAAAACCUUAGAAUCCAACAAUCUCAAAUUAGGGUUUCAGUUUCACCAUGGAAGAUUUCAGAUCCAAAUCGUACGGUGAUGGAAGGAUGCAAAUUGAACCCUACUCAGCGGCAGCAGCACCUUCAAACGGAGCUACAGCCAGUAAUGUUUACGGUAUGCAAGAUCUGCGUUGUUACAGUGCCUCUUAUGCUUCCUCUGUUCAUCCAGCACAAUCACAAACGGGUAACAACAACGAUGUUAAGUUCAAGAAAGGAAAAUCGACGAACGGUUCGGCUUCGAAGAGUUGGAGCUUCAGUGAUCCUGAGAUGCAGAGGAAAAAAAGAGUUGCUAGUUAUAAAGUUUAUUCGGUUGAAGGUAAACUCAAAGGUUCGAUUAGGAAGAGUUUUAAAUGGAUUAAAGAUAGGUGCAACAGAGUUGUUCAUGGUUGGUAGUGUAAAUUAUGAUGAUGCUUAAUUGAAUUUAAAAUUUGUGAAUUGGAAUUAAACCUAAUUUAGGUGAUGAGUUACUAUCUGAAUGGGAAUUUCAAUUAGGGUGUCUGGAAUUAUAUGCAUGAAUAAUUAUUUGUUUGCUUUGUUUUUUUAUUGGUAUGUGUUUAUGUUUAUUGCUGCAAUGUAAACUAGCUAGAAGUGUUUACUAUAAGGAUCAUUGAGUUGGAUUGUAAUAUGGAAGAGAAAUUGUGAUUCAUGUCUUCUUCAAUAUGUAGUUUGUUUUUGUAAAGAGUGUAUAAAGUAAUAAUCUUUGUUUGUUUUGUUAUGAAA